AUGGCCCUCAGAAUUUCGCGGCUCCAAAGUUUGAUGCGCAGGUUUGUUACUGUAUACAGCUGUAAAUAGAUCUACCGGAAUUAAUUUUUAGAAAGGUUAGUUAAAAUUUUUAAUUUUUGGUGACGCAGUCUUUCCAAUAUUCCCAAUUUGGAUCCUGAUUUCUGGUCAUUUAGCUGGAAAGUGUUCACUCGCGUUCAGUUCUUUGUAGUUGUACCAAGCAGAAAUAGCGUGUGAUCCGUGGACUCGCGGAAGAAUGCGGUCACGUUGCCACGACAACGUUUUCUACUAUAAAAGGACUAAUUCAGACCGGUUGUGCUCACAAAUCAGCACCCGCUCGCUCAAGAGAACGAACCGCCUGCUCACCGUCCAUCAACCGAAAUGACUGCGACUCCAGAAGUUCAGAAGGCCAUCGAGGAAGUGAGUUUAUCUGGCUUCCUUCAGUUAUCCUGUCCGUCAUUUUCCAGGUCUUCACGAAGCUGCAGGGCGCCUCCGACUGCACUUCGCUGCUGAAGAAGCAUCUGACGAAGGACGUCGUCGCGAAGAACAAGUCAAAGAAGACCCGCCUCGGUGCCACACUUCUCGACGUCAUUCAGUCGGGCGGAGAAAACCUAGACUCCGGCGUCGGCAUUUAUGCCCCCGACGCCGAGAGCUACACUUUGUUCGCCGAUCUCUUCAACCCCGUCAUCGAGGAGUAUCACAACGGAUUCAAGGCCACCGACACACAGCCGGCGAUGGAUUUGGGCGAGAAGAAUGUGAGUUGAGCUGAAAUGUUUAAAAUUACCGCAAAUGUUUUUUAGCUAGCCGAGCUUGUCGACCUGGACCCGGAAGGCAAGUUCAUUGUGUCGACCCGCAUCCGCUGCGGCCGCUCCCUCAAUGGCUACCCGUUCAACCCGUGCCUCACCGAGCUCAACUACAAGAACAUGGAGAGCCGAAUGAAGGAGAUCUUCGGAGGAAUCUCUGACCCAGAGCUCAAGGGAACCUACUAUCCGCUGACUGGAAUGAACGAGGAGACGAAGAACAAGCUCAUCGCCGAUCAUUUCCUUUUCAAGGAGGGAGAUCGCUUCCUGAAGGCCGCCAACGCCAACCGCUACUGGCCGAACGGUCGUGGAAUCUUCCACAACGAGAAGAAGUCCUUCCUCGUUUGGGUGAACGAGGAGGACCAUCUGCGCAUCAUUUCGAUGCAGAACGGAGGAAACGUCGGGGAGGUGCUCGGCCGGCUCAUCAAGGGCCUGAAUCUCGUGGCUGCGAAGGCGCCGUUUGCCCGCCACCCCCGUCUCGGAUGGCUCACUUUCUGCCCCACCAAUCUCGGAACGACUGUCCGCGCCUCGGUGCACGUCAAACUGCCGAAGAUCUCCGCCAAGGACGACUUCAAGAAGAUCUGCAGCGAGAUGAAGCUCCAGGUACUCGGAACUGUCGUCUGCAGAAAAAAAAUGCAAUAUUCUAUUUCAGAUCCGUGGAAUCCACGGAGAGCACUCCGAGUCGAAGGAAGGCAUCUACGACAUUUCGAACAAGCAGCGCCUUGGACUUACCGAGUACCAGGCCGUCCGUCAGAUGUACGAUGGAGUGAAGAAGCUCAUCGAACUCGAGAAGGCCGCAGCCUGA
This is a messenger RNA of Caenorhabditis sp. 36 PRJEB53466, 1602 nucleotides long. The record is from the annotation of a GenBank genome assembly. NCBI's taxonomy places the organism in Eukaryota, Metazoa, Nematoda, Chromadorea, Rhabditida, Rhabditidae.